AUGUUACCUACAGAAGAUUUAGAUUCAAUGAAGGUGUCUGAAUUACAGACAGAAUUGAGAAAACUUGGUCUUGAUACCAAAGGACGAAAAGCAGAUUUAAUUAUUCGUCUACGAGAAGCGUUGCUUAACAAAGACCCGGACAAUAGUGAAGAUCAUGAUGCAGCUAUGGAAAAAAAUGAAACAUCGUUGCAGACAAGUGAUGUCGAAGACAACAGUGAAAGUGUUCAGCCACAUACAAGCGAUGAAAAUGACGAUGAAGAGGAACAAACAGAGAAUAAUCAACACGUAACAGCCACAUUUAAUGACGAACAAGAUGAUCAAGACUCACAAUCAAAUCAAGCUACAGAAAGUGUGCAAAAAGCUGAUGAGGAAGAGGGAGAAGUCGAAUCUGAUGAUGAAGUACAAUCUGUUGAUGAUAUAAAAGUGACAAACGCUACAAUGAUAGGACAAAGUGAGCAAUUAAUACAAACAAAAAGAAAACGUGAUUCAGAUGAUUCAAUAACAAACAAACAAGGCGAGGAGGAAGACAAUGGAAUUGAAUCACAGCAGCAGGAGCAGCAACAACAUUUGAGUACUGUAGAUGACACUGCGGCAGCUACAGUUACAAUAGAUGACACAUCAAAACAAAGACGAAAGAAAAAAAGUCGAUGGGGUGAAGAAGAGGAGACAACAAAAUCAACAGAACAUGCCAAACAAAAUGAAGGUGGUGUUUUAGAUGAAUUACAAUCACUUGCUGGUGGAUACUCAGCAGCAAUGUCGCAUACAGAUGAACAGUUUGACACAUUAUCGAAUAGUAUGUCUCUUUCUUCAACGAACGUAAGUUCUGCUGAUAAUAAGAAUAAGAACGUAAAACAGACUAGUGAUGAUAUGGAAAAAGAGGAGAAUGAUCAAUAUCAUGAAAACAGACAUCAUCAUCAUCAUCGAGAUCGGGAUUCAAAACAAGAUACACAAAACGAUUCAUCUUACAGCCGCCAUCGAAGAACAGAAAAAGAUGAAGACUACGAUGUAACUGUAUCUAUACCAGUUGAAGAAACUGUGCAGUUUGAUGAAAACGAUGUUGUACUGGAUUUUUAUACAUGCGAUUUAAAUUUACGUGUGAAUAAUAAUUGUUUAUCGGCUUCAUCUGUUUCAUCUGAUGCAUUUUGUUAUAUGUGGGCUGGAACACGUACAACCUUUGGUUUUAAACAGGGAAAAAUUUGUUUCGAAAUCAAGAUAACUGAAAUAAUUGAUUGUCCAAACUUGCCAAAAGAUGAAAAAGAACGACAUGGCAUUCGAAUUGGUUGGUCUAAUCGAAUACCUGGUUUAUCAGGAUUACAAUUAGGUGAAAUACCCUAUUCUUACGCAUACAGUUAUGAUGCUAAAAAAUUGAGUAAUAAUUCAAUUAAUGAUAAUUACGGUGAAACAUAUGGUUUAAAUGAUGUUAUUGGAUGUUAUUGUGAUUUUGGCGACGGUGAUAAUGAAGCUAAAAUAAACAUUUCAUUUACAAAAAAUGGAGAAGAUCAAGGAGUUGCAUUUGAAUUAGAAAAAAAAUUAUUUUCAAAUGAUGAACAUCAAUUAGUCUUUUUUCCACAUAUUUUGGUUAAAAAUGCAAAAUUUGAAUGUAAUUUUGGACAAAUGGAAACUUCUUACUCUGAGAUUAAAUCUGAUUAUGUAUUUGUACAAUCAGUUCCAUUAAUUGAACGUAUCCGUGGCCCAUUACCAAUAGUUGAUAAAAAAGAUUGUGAACUAUUUAUUAUGGUAGGUUUAAAUGCAGUUGGAAAGACACAUUGGGUUAAUCAAUAUAUCCAGGAUAAUAAAGAGAAGAUUUUUAAUGUUUUAAAUAUCGAAAGUGUAUUGGAAAAAAUGUCGGUAAAUGGUAAACCACGGUCAGUCACUAGUCGAAAUGACGCAAUCAUGGCUCGUACAAGUACAUGUUUACAUAAACUAAUCGAAAUGGCUGCACAACGACGAAGAAAUUAUAUUAUCGAUCAAGUAAAUACAUCACGAGAUAUUCAAUUGAAACGACAAAAAUUAUUUGAUGGUUAUCACAGAACGAUUGUUGUUCUAGUCAUUGAAGAUGAACAAUAUAAAAUUCGUUUAGAAAAAGCACAAACAGAAGAAAAAACGGACAUUAUACCAAGAGAAGCUAUUACAGAAAUGAAAGCUAAACUUCAUUUACCACAAAAAGGUUCAUUGUUAGAAGAUACACUUUAUCCAGAAUUAUCUUAUGAUGAUGCCAAAAUACUAAUCGAAAAAUAUAGAAAAGAUUAUGAUGAUCACCGUUCAUCGUCUUAUCGUCAUUCAAGUCCCGAUCGUUCAUCAAGACGAGGUGGCGGUGGUGAUUCUUACCGUAGUAGAAAUGAUGACCAUAGUCGACGUUCAAAUCGUAGUGGUAGUCGUUCGUCCAAAGAUAGAGAUCGUCGAUCGAAUGAUAGAUCAGAUCGGUCACGUGAUAGAAAACGUGAUUCGAGAGAUAAUUACAGAAGUGAUGAUAGUCGUCGUUCGUCGAAUAGAAAUGAUUACAAUAAUAGAUCUGGUGGUGUCGGUGGCAGAUAUAAUGACCGUCAAGAUAAUUUUAGAAGUGGUGAUCGUGGUCGAGGAGGUUAUCACAAUCAACCAGAUAGAAAUAGCCAUCGUGGUGGUAGAGGUGGAUCGAAUUUUGAUGGACGAGAUAAUUUUCGUGAUAAUUAUAAUGAUCGUGGAUAUGGAAAUAACAGACGUGGAAAUAAUAACCAACGUGGUGGCUAUAAUAACAAUAGUGAUAGCAGACGGGGAGGCGGAUAUAAUAAUGAUCGUCAGCAAAACUAUCAACAGAACAAUAGCAAUUAUAAUCAAUCAAGACGAAAUUUGGAUUUUGAUAAUCCGGAGAAUAAUGCCGCUUCACUCAACUAUAAUCAGCGAAAUUCUAAUUUCAGUAACAAUGACAACAAUACUAGCAGUAAUUAUCGAAGAGACAAUGAAAACCAACAACAAAAUUAUCAGUCGCGAUCCCAGAACCAAUCACAACAACCACAACCACAAUCUGUUCAACCUGUUGCAUCAAUUUCGAAUACAAAUACUUCGGCAGCUAAUAUUCAAGCCAAUGAUCAACAAUCGUCUUGGAUGCAAUGGUACAAUGUUUGGCAGCAAUCGCAGAAUCAGCAACCUCAAGUGCCAUCACAAACUCAGCAGCCACAAACAGUUCAAACACAAGACCCAAAUCAAGCAACACAAAAUGCUCUACAGCAACAGUGGGCACAAUAUUUAAAAAAUACACAAACGAACCAGACUCCUCAACAGCAGCAACAACUAGCCGCUUGGUAUGCGACCCAAGCUGUUCAGCAACAACAACAACAACAACAACAACAGCAACAACAACAGCAGCAACCUCAACAAGCUGGUGUUGCAGAUUAUGGCGCAUACAAUGCCGCUGUGUGGUUGCAUUAUCAACAAUUAGCCCAAGCCGCACAACAAAGUGCUAAUCCAGGUUCAACUGUUUCUCAAGGGACAGCUAUUAAACACGUUGGAACAUGUCAACAACGAUCUGGUGAAACAGUAAUGCAUUAUUAUAAAGAUAUGAUGGAAUUAUUCGCCGUAAUGGAUCCGGAUAUGAAUGAUCAACUGAAGGUGGCAUAUUUGGCAUAA
This is a messenger RNA of Didymodactylos carnosus, 3603 nucleotides long. The record is from the annotation of a GenBank genome assembly. Lineage: Eukaryota; Metazoa; Rotifera; Eurotatoria; Philodinida; Philodinidae.